GGUCGACCAGGAUCUUGCUUAGCAAAGAGACUCUCUACUAGGUUAGCCGGUGGCCAGUAUCAUAAUGAUGAUGAUGGGGCUCUUUGGCUCUGAUGUUGAGAGAAAGGAAGGGUUUCUUUCUUUUGUUCUGCAAACCCCCAUCCUUGUCUUCCGCAUUCUGUAUUAUUACCACAAUAACACAGACAUCCUGAAGAGCAGGCGGCAUGUCAAACGGUACCCUUACGGGGUAUUGUGAUUUCUUUCCACUUCGGGUCACCCGCAACCCUUUCACCUUCUGGUUUCCAUG
Molecule: messenger RNA, 286 nt
Organism: Aspergillus eucalypticola CBS 122712
Lineage: Eukaryota; Fungi; Ascomycota; Eurotiomycetes; Eurotiales; Aspergillaceae
Exons: 1
Coding region: 65-235 (56 amino acids)
Source: RefSeq, a predicted model, not a curated record